CUUCACGGUAUGGAUUUCUAUCAUCUUCCUCUGUCGGCUCCGUGCCAGGCCGUUCGUUUAACUGCCAAAGCCCUCGGUCUUCAUUUGAAUCUGAAGGAGGUUGAUCUAAUGAAUGGGGAGCAUCUGAAGCCAGAAUUCCUGAAGAUUAACCCGCAACACGUCAUCCCGACGCUUGUCGACAAUGACUUUGUGCUGUGGGAAUCGAGAGCGAUCCUGACGUACCUGUGCGAAAAGUAUGGCAAAAACGAUAGCCUCUAUCCGAAAGAUCCGAAAAAGCGCGCUUUGGUAAACCAGCGCCUAUUCUUCGACAUGGGAACACUGUAUCAGCGGUUCUCGAAGGUAUUCUACCCGGUCAUGAUGGAGGGCAAAGAGCUGGUUGCGGAAGAUGUUGUGAAGCUGGACGAAGCGCUCGAUUUUUUGGAAAUUUUCCUCGACAAGACAGCAUUCGCGGCGGGCGAUAAGCUGACGGUGGCGGAUUUGAGCCUGCUGGCGAGCAUCACAACAAUCCAAGUGGCUUGUGAGUAUGACUUUAGCAAGUAUGCGAACAUUCAACGCUGGUACGCACAGCUGAAGGAAUCCGUCGCGGGAUACCAUGAAAUUUGCUUUGAAGGAGCCACCCUGUUCCGAGCAACAUUCAACGCGGACAAGAAGUAA
Anopheles marshallii is the source of this 654-nucleotide messenger RNA. Its product is annotated as glutathione S-transferase 1-1-like. Bases 10 to 654 code for a protein of 214 amino acids. Gene Ontology annotation, molecular function: glutathione transferase activity. The record is from RefSeq and is a predicted model, not a curated record. NCBI's taxonomy places the organism in Eukaryota, Metazoa, Arthropoda, Insecta, Diptera, Culicidae. The transcript has 2 exons. Gene Ontology annotation, biological process: glutathione metabolic process.